Messenger RNA from Mitosporidium daphniae, 561 nucleotides. RefSeq lists its product as uncharacterized. NCBI's taxonomy places the organism in Eukaryota, Fungi, Microsporidia. The transcript has a single exon. The record is from RefSeq and is a predicted model, not a curated record. The coding region runs from base 1 to 561 and encodes 186 amino acids.
AUGAAAGAGUUCUACCGGGCUGCUUUGAUAUUUAGACCGCUGUCGCAUGAAAUGUCUCAGCGGUUUAUUUCUUCCACUGGAAAAGAAGAGCCUCAAAAUAGAAAAGAAGCUUCCAGCAUAGAUGCGAUUAUCGGGGAGCGGGCAAUCCCUUGGAUUCCAUCUUUGAUUCUUUGUAAAAGACUUGGAAUUGACCCUCCAUCGAAAAAAGAGCAUAUGCCACAAAAAUUUGUCAAAGAGAUCUUGGAUAGAGAUACGAUGCGCUUAAUGCUUAAAUCCCUCUCAUCCUCAUCGACACCUGUUCUUGAUWUGGAAUCUGAGGAUUUCGUUUAUGAUUCCAUUACUGCCUUUGAACUUAGGCCGGAGCCCUCCUUCUUUAAGGAGCUAUUUGAUACACCUGCUUCCUACAACCUUAAUAGUGAUUUAUGUAUCAGAAAUGAGACUUUGAACGAUCAACCGGUAGGAUCUGUUGAACCAAAGCCAUCGGCUGCCAAAAUCAUCUCCAAUGUCCCGAAAAAAAAUAUCGCUACCAAACAGCAGGGAAGGACUUUGUCUUUCGAUUGA